Molecule: messenger RNA, 1355 nt
Organism: Daldinia caldariorum
Lineage: Eukaryota; Fungi; Ascomycota; Sordariomycetes; Xylariales; Hypoxylaceae
Exons: 1
Coding region: 147-1217 (356 amino acids)
Molecular function (GO): RNA binding
Source: RefSeq, a predicted model, not a curated record
UAGUUGCAGGGUCCACUAAAAUUUUCUGUCUGAAUUGUUAUCGCAACUUGUGGAUUUCUAUUGUACCAAAGAGCUACAUGUGUAUCCAGCCGCCUUCAACAACCUAGCUCACUUUAGCGACUUUCAUAAAAAAAUCAUUUCAUACAAUGGGAAUCGAAGACAAGAUGCCCUCCAAGAAGCGCAAGUCAGAAGACGACCCCACGGCCACUACCACCACCACGACCGCCGUCGUGAGCGGCGAUGCUACUUCAUCAGGCAAGAAGCGAAGACGCCUGAGCGAUGCCGACCCUACUUCGGAUAAGAAGUCCAAGAAGAGCAAAAAGGACAAGAAGAAGAGCAGCAAGUCCUCCAAGAAAGACAAGGAGCGCAAACAUGUUCCUUCUGCCGAAGACCAAGAAGAUGCCGCUGCAGAAGACGCUGCCGCUGCUAUUGAAGCCAAUGACUCGCCUGAAGACGUUCCCAUGAAUGAUGACGACGCUCCUCAACCUCUUGCAGAGUCCCAAAGCAAAGAAGAAGAGGAAAGCAGUAAAGAAAGUUCCAAGAAGAAGAGCAGCAGCAAGAAAGAGAAAAAGGACAGAAAGGACAAGAAAUCCAAGUCCAAAAACAAGGACGACAAACCCGAGACCGAAGGCAAACCCGAGGUCGAAGUCGACGUCGAGUCCACCGCAACAGACGCCGAAGACCCCCAGCAACCCUCCUCCUCCUCCUCCAACAAAAAAGUCCGCUUCAUAGUCUUCGUCGGCAACCUCCCCUACUCCGCGACCCCCGCGCAGAUAACCGCGCACUUCGCCUCCGUGCACCCGACCUCCGUGCGCCUGCUGCACGACCCGCGCACCAAGAAGUCCCGGGGCAUCGCCUUCGUCGAGUUCGCCCGGUACGACCACAUGAAGUCCUGCCUGAAGACCAUGCACCACACCACCUUCACUUGCCCCGCCACCGGCAAGGACGCGGGCAAGGGUAGGAUCGAGGAGCGCCGCAUCAACGUAGAGCUGACGGCCGGCGGAGGCGGGAACACCUCCCACCGCAAGGAGAAGAUCCGCGCCAAGAACGAGAAGCUCAACGAGGAGCGCGCGAGGAGGGCACAGGAGGAGGCUAAGGCUAAGGCCGAAAAAGAGGAGAAGGCGCAGAAUGGGGGCGAGGCCAAGAAGGCUGGCGGCGGCGUAGAAGAUGCUAUCCACCCGAGCCGUCGUGGGAGGGUCCCUGGAGCCCGGUCAUGAUACCCUACACAGUAUACUUCUUUUCUGUCUGUGUAUCUAUUUUUAUUUGGUUCAUCCUAAUCACAUUUUCUACUAAGUACCUACCUACCUACCCAGGGACAGAUGUUUACGCAUAGAAAAUGGAAAAUAAAAAAUAAU